Sitophilus oryzae (rice weevil) is the source of this 750-nucleotide messenger RNA. RefSeq names its product craniofacial development protein 2-like. NCBI's taxonomy places the organism in Eukaryota, Metazoa, Arthropoda, Insecta, Coleoptera, Curculionidae. Gene Ontology annotation, cellular component: nucleus. The record is from RefSeq and is a predicted model, not a curated record. The coding region runs from base 1 to 750 and encodes 249 amino acids. Gene Ontology annotation, molecular function: catalytic activity. Gene Ontology annotation, biological process: chromatin remodeling. The transcript has a single exon.
AUGCAAAUGGACGGUCGCCUACGCAGGAAUCUGCUUGGCACUUUAAGAAGAAGAAUCAACCCAACUCAUCGAUAUGGCGUUGCGAUAAUUGUGUGCAAAUCCAUUGGUCGUUCGGUGGCUGGUUUCUUGCCUUUGUCCGGACGUGUAAUGCUUAUCAAAUUAGACGCUAAACCAUUUCCACUAAAUAUUAUACAAGUCUAUGCUCCAACAGCUGAUAAAAGCGAUGACGAAAUAGCAAAUUUCUACAAAGAGCUUGAAGUAGCAUGGAAUCACACCAAGAACCAUGAAGUCACCGUUAUAAUGGGUGAUUUUAAUGCUAAAGUUGGGCAAGGGGAGGUGGAGAAAUGUGGCGGAAAGUUCGGAUUGGGAGUGAGAAAUGAACGGGGGGGUAGACUGGUGGAGUUUUGGCAGAAUAAAAGCCUUGUUGUCAGCAAUACAUUUUUUAAACUGCCAAAGCGUAGGCUGUGGACAUGGAAGUCACCGGCGCAUAACCAGGAUAAUAUCAUACGUAACCAGAUAGACUUUAUUUUGAUUAACGACAGAUUCAAAAACUGUGUUAAAUCUGCUAAAACAUAUCCAGGAGCCGAUGUCAAUUCUGACCAUAACCCAGUAGUCGCCAGUAUAGAAAUCACGUUUAAAAAGCUUAAAAAACCCAGCAAAAAACAGAGGCUUGACUUGAAAAAGCUUGAAAAUGCUGAUGUUCCUCAACAAACACAGACAGAAAUAAAUGACAACUUAAAAGGUAUCUAA